Molecule: messenger RNA, 4248 nt
Organism: Poeciliopsis prolifica (blackstripe livebearer)
Lineage: Eukaryota; Metazoa; Chordata; Actinopteri; Cyprinodontiformes; Poeciliidae
Gene: smoc1
Product: SPARC related modular calcium binding 1
Exons: 15
Coding region: 309-1808 (499 amino acids)
Biological process (GO): extracellular matrix organization
Cellular component (GO): basement membrane
Molecular function (GO): calcium ion binding; extracellular matrix binding; protein binding
Source: RefSeq, a predicted model, not a curated record
AAGCGCAGCGAGAGCGAACCUGUGGAAACCGCGAUGAACAGCUGAUCCUCCCGCGGUGGAUGAAGCCUGCGGCCGCUCAUGAUGUCCGCUCCUGCGCACGGCGCUAUGUGAACAGCUGCUGGACAAACGAAGAGAAGGAAGUCCUAACAAGAAGGAAAGAGUGAAGAUAUCUGCUCAUGCAUAUGUUUUUUUUCUUUUUCUUUUUUGGGAUUUUAAAUUAAUAAUAAGAUCUUAGAUUUGUGCCUUUUUCUUCUUCUUCCCGGAUUGGAGAUACUGCGCGCUUCUCGGUGCGUCACCGGCUCUCCGUCAUGCUCUUGCCAAGCGCCGUUGUCGUCGCUUUUUCUUGCUUUUUGGCCCCGUUGCUCCUCUGCUACCUGCCUCAAGUCUCAGCACAGAAGCCCGGAUCGCGGUGGCUGAUCGGAGACAGGGACAACCACUGCGGGUCCGUCUGCUUGCGGACGCUGGGGAAGCCGGUGUGCGGCUCGGACGGGCGGACCUACGAGACGAACUGUGAGCUGCAGAGGGCCCGAUGCAGGGACAAGACGCUGACGAUGGCGCAUCGGGGAAGGUGUCGAGUGAAGUUUUCGCUGCCGGUGGCUCCAGCACCAACGGCCACAUCUGACGGGAGAGAGCCAGAGCCGAAAGAUGCGGGUCAGUCGAAGUGCCACGUGGAGAGGAGCCAGGCCCUGGAGCAGGCGCGGAGGCCUCAGGAGUCCACGUUCGUCCCCGAGUGCAACGAGGACGGAACGUUCGCCCAGGUCCAGUGUCACACUUUGACAGGUUACUGCUGGUGCGUCACCGCCGACGGCAAGCCAGUGAGCGGCUCCUCUGUGCACAACAGGAAACCUGUGUGUUCAGGGUCAGUGACCGACCGACCGCCUGGGCCCCCGAACGCGGGUAGAAAAGGAAUGUUCCAGAUGCUGCGAAACCGCACGCAGGUCUCCUUCCGUUUCUUUCUCACUCUCAACCCAGACGACGGCUCCAAGCCCACCCCCACCAUGGAGACCCACAUCCCCCCCGAGGGCGAGGAGAUAACUGCUCCGACGCUGUGGAUAAAACAUUUGGGUUACAUGGAGAAUAAGCAGAACAGCUCCACCUCCAGAAGGCAAGAAAAGGUUCCCUCUUGUGACCAGGAGAGACAGAACGCCCUGAAUGAGGCUCAGCAGAGCUCUCGGGAGUCCAUUAUUAUUCCGGACUGUGGGUCUGGAGGUCUUUACAAACCGGUCCAGUGCCAUCAGCACACCGGUUACUGCUGGUGUGUUUUGGUGGAUACGGGACGGCCCAUCCCUGGAACGUCAACCUUGUACAAGACGCCGGAGUGUGACGAAGGCGCCCGGUCUUACGUCCCGGACCCGGAGGACCCGUUCCACGUCAGACCCCUGCAAGGCUGCCCAGAGGGGAAGAAGGGGGAAUUCAUUACAAGCUUGUUAGACGCUCUCACAACCGACAUGGUGCAAGCCAUAAACUCACCGGCCCCCUCCGGUGGCGGGAGGUUUGUUGAACCUGAUCCCAGUCACACUCUGGAGGAAAGAGUGGUGCAUUGGUACUUUGCCCAGCUGGAUAACAAUGGCAGCAAUGACAUCAACAAGAAGGAACUCAAACCUUUCAAGAGGUACCUGAAGAAGAAAGCUAAACCUAAGAAAUGUGCCCGCAAGUUCACCGACUACUGUGAUCUGAAUAAGGACAAGGCUAUUUCGCUGCAGGAGCUGAAAGGCUGCCUCGGUGUCAGCAAGGACGGAAGCUGGUUGACAAGCGACAGUCAAGGAACAAGGCAAGGGACAAAACUGUUCAUCGGCCGUCUGGCGUGAGGACGAGAAGCUGAAGACGGGAGAAGAAGGGUCGGAGGCGACGCAUCUGCACGCUUCCCGACGGGAACUUAAAGUCGGAGCAGAGAAAUCAAGAAGUUUCUGAAUCGAAAAAAAAAAAGAAUGAGAGAAAGAGAGAGAGAAAAAAAAGAAAAGCAACAAAGCGGCGCCAAAAUAAUUGCACUUUUUCCUCCCUGUGUCUGACAUAUUAACUGCUUUUUUUUUGUUUGUUUUAUUUUUUUUUUUUUUUUUUGAAGUGACUGAGAAUUCACUAAGUAAAAAAUGAGAAUAUAUUUGUAAAGAGUUGACAGGCUCACCACUGGAAGAGCGCGUAUGUGUAUGUAACCACUCCCCCUCCCCUGCUGUACGUUCAGUCUGCUGUGUUGAUUUGUUCAGUGCACAUGUUUCAAUCCCGGGCCUGUCCAAUAAAACCUUACACCACCCUCAACCCCCGCCCACAAUCAAAAAAUCAGUGAACCCACUGACUUCCACCUGAUUUGUCAGCAUAAAACAAUGAACUCCAGGAAUCCCCUCGCUCUGGUUAUAGAUCUGUCUGUGUUCCUUGUUAAAAAAACUAAACAACAACAACAACAACAAAAAAAACAACAGAUGUUUGUGUUGUAGACAAGAAAAGAAAACAAGAACUGGCUGCAAGUACUUGGAUGUGCCACCCAAAACCGAUGCAGGACUCCAUUGUGGCCACGCCAUCUGCACUAAAUACUUCACACAGUCUGUUAGCUGAAGAAAAAAAAGACAAAACAUAAUAAAAAGAAGGGAAAAAAAGGCAAUAAAAAGCACUGAAGUAGUUCAGACAAUACCUGCGGUGGCGUAAUGCGUCUCUUCUUCAGAACCCAGCGGGUGAUUGGCCGACAGCAAAGCCAUCAGUUCAGCUCCACUCUUAAGUCUCUUACAUAACCUGGCACAUCCGAAUAUCUGAAGACACGCAGCGUGGACGUCUGAUAGAUGAGCCUUUAAAUGACACGAACCGAUAAAUGAGUCAAAUUAUCUUCAACAAAAGAUUAUUGUAGCUGAUCAAUUACGCACAGCAGCUCUCGCUGCCGCGUUCCACCUUGUUCGGCUGCCAUUUUGCGUUUGGUGUUUUCAGAUUUUUCCAUCUUCGCUGUCAUUUUUGCUGACAUUUAAUGUGACAUUUAAGGCCUAUGUGGUGAAAAGUAGAAGGAAAACGACAACGUGGUUGUCAAUUUGCCCUCAGAAAGUUGUGUCCUGGAUUAAUACUUUGUUUGUUUCUACCAGCAUAGAACAAGAUUUAAGUUGCGGCCAUCCCUGAAUGUCAAUUUUCAAGUCUCGCCCCGAUUCUAAAUUUCAUUUUUGUCUGGAGUUUGUCUGGGACAUUUGUACACACGAAUAUCCUUUGAUUGUAUCUCAUGCUGUUUGUUUUGUGUCGCCCUGCCUGGACGGUGAGCCUGACGGCUAGAUGUGAGCAGCUCCAUCAAUUCGACCAGCUUCCCACGAUGCCGCCGCCACGAUGCUGAAAACCUCUGAGGCCUUCAGACUUUAUUCACUAAGCAGGCGACUUCUAAACUCAGUUGAUUGCGCUCGAUUUUUAUUUGAGAGCAGUAGAGCAAAGAGGGGCUGGAUGCAAAAAAAAAUAAAUACAUAAAAGCAUGUCACACUUUUCAGAUUUCUACCUGUAAAACAUUUGAAAACCAUGUAUUAUUUUCUUUUUUUAACUUCCACUUAACCGUGAGUCAGUACUUUGAGAAACCUGAAAUUAGUGGAUGCAAAGUGAAAUUACAUGAUUGAUUUCAAGCCAUUUAAAAAAAUUACCUGCAUUUGUAAUUUGCAAAAAAAUGACACAAAGCCAAAAAAAACCCCAAAAAACAACAGAGCAGAGAGGGAAGAGAUAUUAAGUCUGUUAGGAAUGUGAAGCACAAAAAUCCCUCCCCACAUUUGGGAACAAUCGGGUUUCAAAGUAGGAGAAACGCUUUCGCUGCUGGACUCUCUGGACGCUCGUGUUCGUUUGUUUUGACUUUUUUUGCGUUUUCUCAUUUUGUUUUUCUUUUCCCGCUCCCCACAAAUGUCUGCAGCGGCUCAUAGAUGCGGAACGCUUCUUAUUGUGAAUAUGUACAAUAACCCUUGUUGUUUGACGGUUGUACUAAAUCCCACCACAGUGGCAUGAUUUUAAAUGUACCUCACUGUCAGAGAGCUUCUUGUGAAACACAUCCCCUUCUCUCCCCCUCUGUUUACCUCGUGUCGAACAUCUUUUACUUGUUGUGUAGCUCAUUCACGCUUAAAUCCAUAGACUGGGCUGUUUAUUUUUAUUUUUUUAUCCGCGCUCUGCUUCAUUUUUUGUCUUGCCUUCAUCACUGAACGCCAGCAGGAAUGCAACACAGCGUCUGGGGCUUACAAUCAGAAAGUCCGGUUGUUUCUAUUCUAACUUGAACUGAACACUUGUGCCAAGAACAAGAGAAUAAUCCCAUCC